AUGGGAGCGUUCCUCAGUGCUGCGGAGAGGAAGAGUGCGCACAUAUCGAAUGCUGGCGGAAACAGCGUUGCCAGUUGUGGCACAUCGACGUUCUACUACAUCGGCCACGAGGCGUUCUAUGAUUGCAACAACGCCACAGAGACCUUCUACCUCGGAAAAAGCUACAGUGUUACUGAAAUUACUAUAGUCACCCUCUCCCCAUCAAGCACGUCCACAAUCGCCCAAUCCGAUUCUUCCGCGACUUCAGCGCCGCCUGAACCGACAGGAGAUACUAAAAGCGAUAAUACCCUCGGCGUGGGUCUCGAUGUAGGCCUAGGCGCGGGUAUUUCCCUCCUCAUUGGAGUCCUCGCAGCCUUUUGGUUCAUCCGUCGCCGACGGCGUAGAGCUUUGGCUGGGUCGUUCCCUAUGGAAGCGCCCAUCGCUUCAGGAUAA
Molecule: messenger RNA, 432 nt
Organism: Penicillium crustosum
Lineage: Eukaryota; Fungi; Ascomycota; Eurotiomycetes; Eurotiales; Aspergillaceae
Exons: 3
Coding region: 1-432 (143 amino acids)
Source: RefSeq, a predicted model, not a curated record